AAUGAACUAGACGACCAAUUGCAUAAUUCUUCAUGAGACUACAUUUAUUUCAUUCUUCCCAAAAUCUUGGGUAAAGAAACACAUUAAGAGCCCGAUAGAUUAUAUGGUGGAACUUCAAAAGCCCAAAAAAAAAAAAACGUUUUAGUACCCUUUAAAUUGAUUUGAAACUGACUAUAACUAGUAGAUGAAUAAGUAACCGUAAAUUAUCUCUCUAAAUUUGAAAGAAAAAUCAAUGGCAUCUUCAAAUAUUGAUCUAUUUGUUGAUGAAGCAUAUCUUUCAGCAUUAAUCGACGACGAACCACUCCCAAUUUCAGAUGAGAAAUAUGCUCAUGAAUUACACCUUCAAGAAGCUCUAAUUUCCUCAUCUUCAAUUCCACAAAAACCUCUAUUUCAAUCCCCAAAAACAGAGGACAAAAAUCAAAGCAAUCAUGUAAAAAGAGAGAUUGGUGAAUCAUCCCAAACCCAACUCAUUUUCUGUGGCAUUUGCAUGGAUUACAAACAAAACCCAGAAAUCUUCAAAGGUUUAAUCAACUGCAAGCAUUCAUUUUGUACUGAUUGCAUAAUCAAAUACGUCGUAUCAAAGAUCAAAGAAAACAUUGGUUUGGUUGAAUGCCCUGAUCCCAAGUGCAAACUAGCUAUAGAACCUGAAAAUUGCAGUGGUAUUUUACCUAAAGAAGUGUUUGAGAGGUGGGAAAAUGCUCUUUUUGAAGCUAUGAUUCCUGGGUACCAGAAAUUUUACUGCCCAUAUAAGGAUUGUUCUGUUUUAAUGGUGGAUGAUGGAGGUGUUGAGGUUAGAUCAUCUGAAUGUCAGAGUUGCAGGAGAUUGUUCUGUGCUCGUUGCCAAGUUCAGUGGCAUGACGGCGUUACGUGUGAGGAGUUUCAGAUGUUGGGGAAGGAUGAGAGGGAGAAGGAAGAUAUAAUGGUUAUGAAGCUUGCUAAGGACGAGAAAUGGAGGAGGUGCCCUAAUUGUAGGAUUCAUGUGGAGAAGACUGAAGGUUGUCAUCACAUGAGCUGCAGGUGUCGUUAUGAAUUCUGUUAUGUAUGUGGAGAUAAGUGGAGCAGUAGCCACCAGGGGUUAUGUCUACCACAAACAUGAGAAGCAGCAAUUCUAAUGAAAGUUACGAAGAAACUAGAAAGUAAAAUGCUUGAACAU
Messenger RNA from Beta vulgaris subsp. vulgaris (sugar beet), 1153 nucleotides. Its product is annotated as E3 ubiquitin-protein ligase RSL1. NCBI's taxonomy places the organism in Eukaryota, Viridiplantae, Streptophyta, Magnoliopsida, Caryophyllales, Amaranthaceae. The transcript is spliced from 2 exons. Gene Ontology annotation, cellular component: cytoplasm; ubiquitin ligase complex. Gene Ontology annotation, molecular function: zinc ion binding; ubiquitin protein ligase activity; ubiquitin conjugating enzyme binding. Gene Ontology annotation, biological process: protein polyubiquitination; positive regulation of proteasomal ubiquitin-dependent protein catabolic process; ubiquitin-dependent protein catabolic process. The record is from RefSeq and is a predicted model, not a curated record. The coding region runs from base 233 to 1096 and encodes 287 amino acids.